Messenger RNA from Saprolegnia parasitica CBS 223.65, 1172 nucleotides. RefSeq lists its product as hypothetical. NCBI's taxonomy places the organism in Eukaryota, Oomycota, Saprolegniomycetes, Saprolegniales, Saprolegniaceae. The record is from RefSeq and is a predicted model, not a curated record. The transcript has a single exon. The coding region runs from base 1 to 1083 and encodes 360 amino acids.
AUGACAGCAUCGACGCACGCAGAAGAAGGCUUUUGGGCCAACCUCUUCAGCGCUGAGAACACGCUCGGCGAGCUCCUCGACGGCAACAACCACCCGGUGGCGAUCUCGGACUUGAACCCGAUCGUGCUUGUGCUGCUCUCGGCGUACUGGUGCCCACCGUGCCGCGCACUCACGCCGUCGGUUGUCGAGUUCGUGAACAAGCACCCGACAGAAGUCUCGGUCGUCUACUUUAGCCGCGACUACAACCCCGAGAUGCAAGCGUUCAACCUCCGCACUAAGAGCCUCUACCACCGGUUCGCGUGGCACGCCGAGAACAUCGAGACGUUCAAGCGGCUCAAGAGCGCGUAUCCUUCGAUCCAGGGCAUCCCGACCAUGUUUGCAGUGGACCGCGACUCGGGCAAGAUUUUCAGUGAGCGCGCGGCCGUGAGCAUUCGUAUCUUCCCGGACUCGGUCGUCGACCAGUGGAAGAACGGCCAAGACAUUACCGAGGAAGAGGAAGACGAGUACUGGGGCCGGUCCCGUGCCUCGAACACACCGGACGUCGACAUUGUUGCACACCUCCCGCUCGACACGAUCGUGGACGCCGACGGUGCGCCGAUCGGCUACGACUCGCUCAAGCAGUUUGUGCUUUUCUACUUUAACGCCAAGUGGGCCCACAACGCCGACGGCGACAAGCUCACGCCGGCUGUUUCCGCCUUCGCCAAGGCCAACGCCGACGACGUCUCGGUGGUUUACUACAGCUUGGACGCGGACGCGGACGAUGCCAAGACAGAGUUUGCGUCGUUCAAGCACAGCGCCAACUUGGUCGAGACGGCGUACCAGCUCGACAAGAUUAUGACCAAAGACGAUGCCUACAACACGCUCGCGGCGCCGCGCGUGAUUGUCGUCGAGAAGGACUCGCAUGCGGUCGUCGCCAAGCACCAUUACGGCAUCCUGAUCAAGCCCGACGAGGUCCUCGGGGCGUGGAAGGUCGGCGAGUCGGGCAUCACCGACGCAGAGGUCGGCGCGUGGUUCCAAGCGCGCUGGGAGGCCGAGCAAAAGAAGAAGGCCGAAGAAGAAGCGGCCAAGGCCGAGUCGGCCUAAGGCAGUAGUGGUUUGCGGACGUGCCAUGUGAUAACAGUGUGUAUGGGGACUCUUUUGGUUGUAAAUAAAUCUCCAUCGUGCAAAUUGAG